UGAGGUUUCUUUUUCCAAAGAAGUGAACAAUAAAGAAAGAGAGACAGAAAAUCAGAAUGUCAGUUGUUACCUUUCUUUGAACAAAAGGCAAAAAAAUAAAAUAAAAUCAUCCAAACCAGAAACCCAUUUUCCCCAUCACUCUCCAAUCCACAAACUUGGCGCCACCUGCCUUUGUUCAUCCAAUACCCACAUCACUGGAAGUUUCAAUUUUUUAGAUUUCUUCAAGAAAUUAUCACAACCCAUUUUGUUCUUCAAUUCAAUUCAAUCCAUUUCUAUCCCAAUCCUUCGUUUCCUUCACCCUUUUCUUCUUGUUUUUCAGUUUGGAAAUUUACUUAUAUAUAUAUAUAUAUAUAUAUUGUAUAUAUAUAUGUUGGAAUCAAGACAUGCUGAGAAUAAUAUUUCAGAUGUUGGUUGUAGUGGUGUUAAUGAUGAUGGUGAUGAUGAAGACGACGAGACUCGUAAUACUAUGGCGAAAACCCAAAUCAGGGAUGAUGAGUUUGAUGAUGAUCGAAAAAUGGAGAUGGGUAAAAAGGGGUUUGGAAAAGCAAAACAAGUGAUGUUCUAUCCAUUUCGUAAGGCGAAGAAACAGAUUCUUCGGCGGAGGAUUAAGAGGGGUUCUUCUUGUUCUUCUUCUUCUCCUUGUUCUUCGUCUUCUCCUUCUGUUAUUUGUAGUAGAAGAACGAAUUCUUUGGAUAAGAGGGGUUUUGAUGGGAGUGUUAAUCAGGGUUGUGGUUUCUGUUUGACCAAACUUUCGAUUUCAGAUUCUAAAAAUGGGUCUCCGACUGACCCUAAUCACCGGAAGUUCACUAAUGAAAUGUUGAAAGUUCUCAUUGAGAAGAAUGAUUUCUAUUCCAAGGAAUCCAAUCCUCACUUGGAUGUUCAAGUGGAUACUAGACAGAAACAUUGAAUUCAAUUGGGUUUUUGGUUGUCGAGAUUUAAUUCAAGCGUCUAGCCUUAACCAUCCAUCUUCCAUUGUUCAUUCAACUUGUGACCAGAAAGUUUUGGUGGAGAAUGAAGUUGAGGAUUUCAUGAGGCUAUUGCUAGUGUUCGUAACCUUGGUUCAGAAAAAAUAUGCACACUGACGAUUAAUAUUUAAGGGAAGAUGGAGAUUCUUCCGGAGAUGGUCUUUGUUCUUUUGUUUGAUGAUAAGCAAUUUGGAUUGGAGGCCCUUCCUUCAAUUGAUCCCUCUUCCGAAGCUAUUGUUAUGAAGUCAUAACCUUCUUUGGAUCUCUCUAAGCCAAGUUCGUUAUACUGUUUUCAUUCUCUCUUCACUUAGGAAGAUCUCUUUCAAUAUGGUGUAGGAACCGAUUACUUUUUAUGAAAAAUUAGGUUUGGUUUUCUGCUGCCAAGUCAUUUUGUUGGCUGGAGUUUGCAUUUGAUAGCCUCAUUGGUGGUCUUUCUGCUUUUGAAUGUUGGCUCUUCAGUUUGGUGGCUUUCCAUUGGAGGUUUUUGGCGUUGUUGAUUGGGUAUGGUGCUUUUCUCCUUUCCUCUUUGAUGUUUGCAGCUGUGGCUUUCCUUGUGGAGUUCUCUUCUUUCAUUUUUCAGGGUCUGUUUGGUUGGGUCCUUUUCAUUCUUGGAGAGCUUGUUUUGCCAAUUUUUUUCUUAGGGAUAUCUUUGUGUCACUAAUUUGGUUGGAUAGUUCAUUCUUUUCCCUCCCAAUCGGAGUUUGUAUCCUUCAGCAUUUUAUAUUUUUUCAUCAAAUCAAUAAGAAGUUAUUUCUUGUCAAAGGAAGUGUAAGCAAGUGUAGUCAUUCACUUUGAGAGGCUAUAAUAAUAUUUCUUUAAGAUCUCAA
Messenger RNA from Cucumis melo (muskmelon), 1792 nucleotides. RefSeq lists its product as uncharacterized. The record is from RefSeq and is a predicted model, not a curated record. Bases 368 to 907 code for a protein of 179 amino acids. The transcript is spliced from 3 exons. NCBI's taxonomy places the organism in Eukaryota, Viridiplantae, Streptophyta, Magnoliopsida, Cucurbitales, Cucurbitaceae.